Molecule: messenger RNA, 268 nt
Organism: Funneliformis caledonium
Lineage: Eukaryota; Fungi; Glomeromycota; Glomeromycetes; Glomerales; Glomeraceae
Source: the annotation of a GenBank genome assembly
CUUAUACUAUACUUACUGAUCUUACAAAAUCCUUAACAUUAUCAACAUCUAUUCCUUGGACUUGUGGAGUAAUUUGGGAAUUAGUGAUUGAACAAGUUCUUGCUUUAAUUAUAAUAGUUGAUCAGUAUACAAAUUUUUUGAAAAAAACCAAUGAUUGUAUGCAUGAAAUUUAUUAUAGUGAUCUACCAGCUAGAGAUCCUAGUAUAAAUCUAGAAGUAUAUACUAUUGAUGCUGAUUCUAAUGAUAUAAUUAAAGAAAUUUAUGAAGA